Messenger RNA from Dentiscutata heterogama, 416 nucleotides. NCBI's taxonomy places the organism in Eukaryota, Fungi, Glomeromycota, Glomeromycetes, Diversisporales, Gigasporaceae. The record is from the annotation of a GenBank genome assembly.
CAUAAAACUCCAGACUCUGAGGGAGAUCAAACUGAUAAAAUAGAACAAAAUUAUGAAGGAAAUCAACUCAGAAAGAGCAACAUCCCAGGAGAACUUGACUAUAAACGAAAAGAGAAUAGAAGUCCUUCCUCAAAAAUUUUACGCAGACUUGUUAGUGAUAAAAUUAAGUCUAUUUUACUAAUUGAUGAAAGACAAGAACGGAGAUAUUGGUACGCAACAUGGCGGUUAAUUGAAUUACUCAAUCUAACGCAAUGUCUGGCCUUAAUUUUUGUGAAAUCUGGCGUAAAUCCGAUGUUUUUCAAAAAAGCUACUAAAUGUGAAUACGACAAAUUUCUUAAAGAACUUUUGAAUGAUGAAGAAGCAUAUCAUAAAGCACCUAAAUUUGACGAAUCAUUAAUGGAUAAAAUUAUAGAGAA